Molecule: messenger RNA, 1647 nt
Organism: Cinclus cinclus
Lineage: Eukaryota; Metazoa; Chordata; Aves; Passeriformes; Cinclidae
Gene: B4GALNT1
Product: beta-1,4-N-acetyl-galactosaminyltransferase 1
Exons: 10
Coding region: 1-1647 (548 amino acids)
Biological process (GO): ganglioside biosynthetic process
Cellular component (GO): Golgi membrane
Molecular function (GO): hexosyltransferase activity
Source: RefSeq, a predicted model, not a curated record
AUGCGGGGGGCGCAGCGGGCGCUGUGCCUGCUGCUGGUGGCCUCGGCCUCGCUGGCAGCGCUGUACCUGCACCUGUGGGCACCCAAGGGCCCCCCCACUGUGGACCUGCGUCGCCCCCGCCCCGAGCGGCUGCCACCCCCUCUGCCCCCCCCUGCCCGCGCCUACCCCCACGUGCCUUUCCGCCUCAAGGAGGAAGUCAUGGAGCUGCUGCCCAGGAACGGGUGUUCUUGCGAGGCGGAGGCGGAGGCGGGGCUGGCGCUGCCGCUACGGCGGCGGCUCUUCGGGCCCGGCCCGGGGGGGCUCGACUUCGCCAGCGCCUUCGCCCCCGGGGAGAGGCCGCGGCAGCUGCGGCUGCGGGAGCGCGAGUACCGCAAUUACCGGAACCGGGUGCAGACCCCCGCCGACCGCCUGCUCAUCGUCCCGGCCAACUCCCCUCUGGAGUACCCGGCGCAGGGGGUGGAGGUGCGGCCGCUGCAGACGGUGCUGGUGCCCGGGCUCAGCCUGCAGGCGCCGGCCAGGAACAGGUACCAGGUGAACCUGACGGCUUCGCUGGGAACGCUGGCGGUGGCGGCCGAGGUGGAGGGCGUGGCGCUGCGAGGGGAGGGGCAGGCGCACCUGUCCCUGGCCGCCGCCCACCUGGACCACCUGAACCGGCAGCUGCAGUUCGUCACCUACACCAACACCCAGUUCCACCCCGAUACCGCCGACAUUGCCCCUCCUCGCCCUGCAGUGCAGUUCUCCACCGACGGCCACUCUGCCGCCUUCGCCAUCCGCAUCCGGCACCCGCCCAUGCCCCGUCUGUACGGCCCGGGAACCGCCAGCGACGGCGACGGGGACAGUGACAGUGACAGCAGCGGGGACGGGGGGUACAACAUCUCGGCGCUGGUGACAGUGGCCACCAAGACGUUCCUGCGCUAUGACAAACUGCGGGGGCUCAUCGCCAGCAUCCGCCGCUUCUACCCCUCUGUCACCAUCGUGGUGGCCGACGACAGCCAGCGCCCCGAGCCCCUGUCUGGGCCCCACCUGGAGCACUACCUCAUGCCCUUUGGCAAGGGCUGGUUCGCCGGCAGGAACCUGGCAGUGUCGCAGGUGACAACCAAGUACGUGCUGUGGGUGGAUGAUGACUUCAUCUUCACGCCCCGCACGCGGCUGGAGAAGCUGGUGGAUGUGCUGGAGAGAACCAGCCUGGACCUGGUGGGCGGCGCGGUGCGGGAGAUCACCGGCUACACCACCACGUACCGGCAGCGGCUGAGCGUGCGGGGGGGCGGCGCGGGGGGCGACUGCCUGCGGACCCGGCCCGGCUUCCACCACCGCCUCGCCGGCUUCCCCGCCUGCGUCGUCACGGACGGAGUCGUCAACUUCUUCCUGGCCCGCACCGACAAGGUGCGGCAGGUGGGCUUCGACCCUCGCCUGCGCCGCGUGGCUCAUCUCGAGUUCUUCAUUGAUGGGCUGGGGGUGCUGCACGUGGGCUCAUGCGAGGACGUGGUCGUGGAUCACGCGUCCAAGCUGGCGCUGCCGUGGCGGCGCUCGGAGGGGGAGCGCCAGUACAACCGGUACCGGUACCCGGCGGCACGGGACGACAGCCUGCGCCUCAAGCAGCGCCUCUUCUUCUUCAAGAACCGCUUCAAGUGCAUGGCUGGCGACUAG